Messenger RNA from Ipomoea nil (Japanese morning glory), 450 nucleotides. Its product is annotated as metal tolerance protein A1-like. Bases 1 to 450 code for a protein of 149 amino acids. Gene Ontology annotation, biological process: zinc ion transmembrane transport. Gene Ontology annotation, molecular function: zinc ion transmembrane transporter activity. The record is from RefSeq and is a predicted model, not a curated record. The transcript is spliced from 3 exons. Gene Ontology annotation, cellular component: plasma membrane; vacuole. NCBI's taxonomy places the organism in Eukaryota, Viridiplantae, Streptophyta, Magnoliopsida, Solanales, Convolvulaceae.
AUGUCUGGAUUUCUGGGUCUUCCAUUGUUCCCUUUGAUCCUUAUGAUUGUGCUAUUGCCACUUCUUGUUGGGAUCCUUGUUUAUGAGGUUGUUGAUAGACUGAUAAAUGAUAUAUGUGAAGUCCAGGGAGGAUCCGUGAUGUUUGCAGUUUCUGUUUUUGGAUUAGCGGUUAAUAUAAUUAUAGCUGUCUUGCUUGGUCAUGAUGGUGACGAUGACUAUCACGAGGGGCAUUCUGACCAUAGGGAGCCCUUACUUAAGAGUGUGGGUGUGAUGAUUGGCGAGGCAAUCAUAUGGUACAAACCAGAGUGGAAGAUUAUCGAUCCUUUCUGCACUCAAAUCUUCUCUGUGCUCGUGCUGGGGACGGCCAUAAGAAUGAUACGCAAUAUCCUCAUCCUCGAGGUUUUGAUGGAAAGCACCCCCCAGAGAAGAGGAAGUUGUUGCAGUUCAUGA